Paraglomus brasilianum is the source of this 1212-nucleotide messenger RNA. Lineage: Eukaryota; Fungi; Glomeromycota; Glomeromycetes; Paraglomerales; Paraglomeraceae. The record is from the annotation of a GenBank genome assembly.
AUGACAGAAUCUUUCGGUUCAUCGCCCACAAAUAAUUCUCUGAGCACGUCUUCCAAUUCGUCUGCAUCAUCCUUGUCUCAUUCCCGACAGACGCCUAUUAGCAGCAGCUUCUCUACGCUUUCCCCAGGGUCGAUCUAUGCACCAAUAAAUAGUACUUUAUCUCCCGGUGGCAUGACGCAGACACAGUCAGCGACGUCUACUGCGUCUUCCACUCCAACGGAAAGGAACGGACCCUGGGCGGUACGGCAUACACAAGUAGCUCCACAGCCGCCACCAACUGCGCAACCGCCAACAUCACAAGUAUAUCACCCGCUGUCGACUGGCCGUCCACCCCGUUCUGGACCUCCGUCUACGUCUUACGUGUCAGGGCCUUUUUUGCCGAAUUCCGGUCCACAACCUAGCCUUAGUGAGAAACCGUUGAUAACUGUUCCCGUACCGCAUCCUCCGCGCGUCUACGAGUAUGAUUUUCAAGCUAGUCGAUGGAAGACAAUAUGCGUAAAAGUGCUGCCAUUAUUUAAUGGAGAAGGUUUAAAAAUGCCCAUCGAGGAUCUGAACGAAUUGGUCAGAUUAUACUUGGGUGAACGUUCUCCAGAAACGCUAUGCGAAGAUAUCCGUGACCCGCUAUCGUGUGGUAUGGCUACUUUGAAUAGUAGACUCAGUGGAGUACCUGAUGAGAAAUUAGUAUCACGACUUGUAGAGGUAUGGUCAUUCUAUUUUGGAACAGUCGUUCCAUAUUUUGAAGUGGUCUUUCUUCCAUUGACCAUUUUGACUUCUGGAAGUGAUGAAUUCAGCGUGCGACGAUUAGUGUUGAUGGCAUUCAGAGACGAUGUUAUCCUGCCGAUGGGAAACAGAGUCGAGGACGCCUUCAACAAACUUUUUCAUGACUUUGACUCUGGAAUUCCCGUGACUGACACUGCAGCUCGCAUGCUGCAGAUGACUUAUAUUCUCUCGUCCAUUCUGUCCGACGACGAGAAGCAGUGGGAAAUGGAUAGAAUAUUGGCGGCGUUGAAGAAUAACUGGAAACUAUUUAUGAAAAAAAGAGAUCGCAGGGGUUUUAUUGGUGUCUCUCCAUCCAUUGCUAGAACUGAUAAUACAACCGAAUCUUCUCCAGCGGAGAGUGUUAAUGUACCAACACCGACGUUCCCGACCGAUACAGCUAUACCAGAUGUGAUGGUUGGAGGAGCUACAACUACCGAAAGUCCUACACCGUAA